GCGGCCGAGGCUGCUGUGAGAGGGCGCUCGAGGCUGACGAGAGCUAGCUAGCUAAGAAGGCGGGGAGGCGGUGUCUGCACUCGCUGGCCCGCUCGCUCGCUUCCCGGCGCCGCUGCGGGUCGGCGCUGCGUUUCCUGCUCGCGAACCACUCCGUUGCCCGCGCCUGGAGCAGCAGCCCCUCGGCCGGGUCCGGGCUCGGUUCGGGAGUCUUGCGUGCCGGCGGUCACCGCGCGGGGAGCGAGCUAGCGCCACACCUGUGGAGCCGGCGGCCGUCGGAGGAGCCGGUCGGGGUCCUGCCGCGUGCGUGCUCUGGGGAGUGGGCGGCCCGGGUCCCGGGGGAGGCGCGCCCCCGCGGCUGGGCGCCGCGGGCACCAUGGGGCUCCCAGCUCUCGAGUUCAGCGACUGCUGCCUCGAUAGCCCACACUUCCGAGAGACGCUCAAGUCGCACGAAGCAGAGCUGGACAAGACCAACAAAUUCAUCAAGGAGCUCAUCAAGGACGGGAAGUCACUCAUAACCGCGCUCAAGAAUUUGUCUUCAGCGAAGCGGAAGUUUGCAGAUUCCUUAAAUGAAUUUAAAUUUCAGUGCAUAGGAGAUGCAGAAACAGAUGAUGAGAUGUGUAUAGCAAGAUCUUUGCAGGAGUUUGCCACUGUCCUCAGGAAUCUUGAAGAUGAACGGAUACGGAUGAUUGAGAAUGCCAGCGAGGUGCUCAUCACUCCCUUGGAGAAGUUUCGAAAGGAACAGAUCGGGGCUGCCAAGGAAGCCAAAAAGAAGUAUGACAAAGAGACAGAAAAGUACUGUGGCAUCUUAGAAAAACACUUGAAUUUGUCUUCCAAAAAGAAAGAAUCUCAGCUUCAGGAGGCAGACAGCCAAGUGGACCUGGUCCGGCAGCAUUUCUAUGAAGUAUCCCUGGAAUAUGUCUUCAAGGUGCAGGAAGUCCAAGAGAGAAAGAUGUUUGAGUUUGUGGAGCCCCUGCUGGCCUUCCUGCAAGGACUCUUCACUUUCUAUCACCAUGGUUACGAACUGGCCAAGGAUUUCGGCGACUUCAAGACACAGUUAACCAUUAGCAUACAGAAUACAAGAAAUCGCUUUGAAGGCACUAGAUCAGAAGUGGAAUCACUGAUGAAAAAGAUGAAGGAGAAUCCCCUUGAGCACAAGACCAUCAGUCCCUACACCAUGGAGGGAUACCUCUACGUGCAGGAGAAACGUCACUUUGGAACUUCUUGGGUGAAGCACUACUGUACAUAUCAACGGGAUUCCAAACAAAUCACCAUGGUACCAUUUGACCAAAAGUCAGGAGGAAAAGGGGGAGAAGAUGAAUCAGUUACCCUCAAAUCCUGCACACGGCGGAAAACAGAUUCCAUUGAGAAGAGGUUUUGCUUUGAUGUGGAAGCAGUGGACAGGCCAGGGGUUAUCACCAUGCAAGCGUUGUCGGAAGAGGACCGGAGGCUCUGGAUGGAAGCCAUGGAUGGCCGGGAACCUGUCUACAACUCGAACAAAGACAGCCAGAGUGAAGGGACUGCGCAGUUGGACAGCAUUGGCUUCAGCAUAAUCAGGAAAUGCAUCCAUGCUGUGGAAACCAGAGGGAUCAACGAGCAAGGGCUGUAUCGAAUUGUGGGGGUCAACUCCAGAGUGCAGAAGUUGCUGAGUGUCCUGAUGGACCCCAAGACUGCUUCUGAGACAGAAACAGAUAUCUGUGCUGAAUGGGAGAUAAAGACCAUCACUAGUGCUCUGAAGACCUACCUAAGAAUGCUUCCAGGACCACUCAUGAUGUACCAGUUUCAAAGAAGUUUCAUCAAAGCAGCAAAACUGGAGAACCAGGAGUCUCGGGUCUCUGAAAUCCACAGCCUUGUUCAUCGGCUCCCCGAAAAAAAUCGGCAGAUGUUACAGCUGCUCAUGAACCACUUGGCGAAUGUUGCUAACAACCACAAGCAGAAUUUGAUGACGGUGGCAAACCUUGGCGUAGUGUUUGGACCCACUCUGCUGAGGCCUCAGGAAGAAACAGUAGCAGCCAUCAUGGACAUCAAAUUUCAGAACAUUGUCAUUGAGAUCCUAAUCGAAAACCAUGAAAAGAUAUUUAACACCGUGCCCGAUAUGCCUCUCACCAAUGCCCAGCUGCACCUGUCUCGGAAGAAGAGCAGUGACUCCAAGCCUCCGUCCUGCAGCGAGAGGCCCCUGACGCUCUUCCACACCGUUCAGUCAACAGAGAAACAGGAACAAAGGAACAGCAUCAUCAACUCCAGUUUGGAAUCUGUCUCAUCAAAUCCAAACAGCAUCCUUAAUUCCAGCAGCAGCUUACAGCCCAACAUGAACUCCAGUGACCCAGACCUGGCUGUGGUCAAACCCACCCGGCCCAACUCACUCCCCCCGAAUCCAAGCCCAACUUCACCCCUCUCGCCAUCUUGGCCCAUGUUCUCGGCGCCAUCCAGCCCUAUGCCCACCUCAUCCACGUCCAGCGACUCCUCCCCCGUCAGGUCUGUUGCAGGGUUUGUUUGGUUUUCUGUUGCUGCCGUUGUUCUCUCAUUGGCUUGGUCCUCUCUUCAUGCAGUGUUCAGCCUCCUCGUCAACUUUGUUCCCUGCCAUCCAAACCUGCACUUGCUUUUUGACAGGCCAGAAGAAGCGGUACGUGAAGACUCCAGCACACCGUUCCGGAAGGCGAAAGCCUUGUAUGCCUGCAAAGCUGAACAUGACUCAGAACUUUCGUUCACAGCAGGCACGGUCUUCGAUAAUGUUCACCCAUCUCAGGAGCCUGGCUGGUUGGAGGGGACUCUGAACGGAAAGACUGGCCUCAUCCCUGAGAAUUACGUGGAGUUCCUCUAACCGUGGGCCCCAGCAGAACUGCUGAGCUUUACAUGGUAUCCAUGACAACUGCUGAUUCCAGUGUCGUAGGCCAUUUCUCUUUGCCACUGAGAAAUGCAGCGUGACUGACUCUGUUGCUACCUGUCAACAUGAAUGUUUCUGUGAGCUCUGGUGUCACUCAUCUCCAUGAUCAUCUCAGCCAACACUCGUCAAUACUGCAAGAAAAGAAGUCAAUCAGCAGAGGAGACCAUUUGCUUUGGAUAACUAAGAGGAAGACUUGCAAAGCCGUUUUCUCAUGAGUACCCUAAAUAGGGGGCACUCAUUUUGUUUCAACAGUCCGAACGCCCAACCUUCAGAAAGAGGAAGUCAGAUAGAAGUAGUCCCCGAGAGCACACUGCGUAGCUAAGUCUGCUGGGGCUGGGUGAAGAAAUUGGCGCUGAGAUCCAGGCUGGAUCCAUUGCUUUUGUUUACAGUAGGCACUCUCUCUACCCCACCUCUCAGUACUUGAGACUUAAAGUGCUACAGGCAGCUGAGUCUGUUUGCAUGCAGGAUGAAGAGGGUUAAAGCGCUGUUUAUAUAAGAUCCAAUCUCUCACCAUCUCUAAAGCAGCCGUUGGCCCAUCAUCAGUGAGAUAUAGUCCAGUCUUCUCAUGCACGGGAACACACACACCCUGCGUUUCUCCCUCCCCGGCUAGGAACCUCUCUGCCACCAAGGGCUGCCAUCCAUCGCCUAGUAACCACGGCAACCCAACCUACUCUAAAACCAAACCAAAAAAAAUAAAAUAAAAUAACACAUCCUCUUUGCAUGACACAUUUUUUCUCUCCCCUUUUUGGUAUACUUUUAUUGAAUGGUUUUCUAACAACUUGAAGCACAUGAUCAAGGAAUUAGGGUGGUCUACGUGAGGCAGACGGGAUAGUAGCUGAGAACUGUUCCCCUUCUGAUGAAUUUCAGCAGCAUCGGGAUAUAUUUGGAGCACACCUUAGUAAUCUCUUGAGAUUAAAUUACAUAGUCUUAAUAUUUCCGUUCCUCCAUGCAACUGAUGUUUGUUUUUUAAAGGGUAAGAUGCUGCCUCCCAAUGGGUGACACCAUCUGACUGGUUUCCCCAUGUCUUCCUGUUCACCCAUCCCUGCUCCCACCCUUGCCUGCCUCUAACCCACCACUGGCCAGCCCCCUUGCCCUGCUCUGGGCUGCUGAACACUGGUGCUGUGGUGGUUUUCAAGGUUAAUUCCUAGGCUUACCGUAUGGCCUAUUUUAAAAGGACAUCUAUAUUCACUGCCACUCCGAAAAAGGGAAUUAUUUCUCAGUCUUUUGAGGCAUGAGACUAAUAUAGGCCAUUGUGAUUCAGAAAGAAACCCAAGGUUGGAGGGUGGGAUGGGUACCCUCUGAAAAAGGGAAUUUGCUGGUGAAAAGAGGCUGGAUCUUGUGGAAGACUGCCUUGGAUGGGGAAGUUCUGCCUGGACAUUUCAAAUUCACUUGGCCUUCAAACAACAGAGUCAUCCAUAUCUUCCACAUGUGAAUGUCAUUGCAAGGGUGACUCUAGACAAACUACAAACCGAUGGACGGUCAGGCUCCCCAGGAGCCCCUUGGAUGGCAGCGUUGCUUCAGAGUGUUUCCUGUUUCUGGAAUUCCUUGUUAGGGAACUUCAAAGAAGAAAAGAAAAACUUGAAUUGUGUGGAAUUACUGUAUCUUUUACUUUUUUUUUGAAAAGAUAAACUUGUAAAUAGAAUGAUUUGAAAUACUAUA
This is a messenger RNA of Mandrillus leucophaeus (drill), 4540 nucleotides long. It is a transcript of the gene ARHGAP26, whose product is annotated as Rho GTPase activating protein 26. Gene Ontology annotation, cellular component: cytoplasm. Bases 374 to 2818 code for a protein of 814 amino acids. NCBI's taxonomy places the organism in Eukaryota, Metazoa, Chordata, Mammalia, Primates, Cercopithecidae. Gene Ontology annotation, molecular function: GTPase activator activity; protein binding. The transcript is spliced from 23 exons. The record is from RefSeq and is a predicted model, not a curated record. Gene Ontology annotation, biological process: signal transduction.